AUGACAUCAAUUAAACAAUUAGAAAGUGUCAUUUAUGAAAUCAAUAAAAUCAAUAAAUCAUUGUUGGAUGAUUUACUAGCAUUAAAAGAAGAUAAAAAACUUACAAAUAUACAAUUAAAUGCAGCGUUAACAUCAAAAGAAAAGUCUGAUUCCAAAUAUGAAAAAGCGAAAAAAGAUUUAGAUAUAUUUAAAAAAAGAUCUGAAGAUUUCGAAGCAAAAUUAAGUGAAAUUGAAAUUGAAUAUAAAAAUAAAGUUGAAGAGAAUAAUAAUAUAAAUCAAGAGAUUAAAGAAAUUAAAUUAAAGAAUGAAAAUAAUGAAAAUGAGAUUAAUAGGAUAAAUGAAGAGAAUGAGAAAUUACAAAUUAUAAUUGAAUCGAAUAAAAGUGUAUUAUUAAAUAUUGAAGAAAAAGAUAAGGAGAUUGAAAAACUUUUAAAUCAAAAUAAAGAGAUUAAAAUUAAAUUAGAUUUAUUAGAGAAUGAUAAAUCUAAAUUUGAUAAUAUCAAAUCGAUUGAAUCAAAGAAAAGAAUUGAAGCCGAACAAUAUAGUAUAGGAUUAGAGAGAAGAGCAUCGGAAUUAGAAGAGAAACUGAACCAAUAUGAACAACAAUUGACAUCAUUGAAGCAAAUUGAAAAACAAUAUAAACAAUUGCUUGAACAAAAUCAACAAUCAAAUCAACAACAACAAACUUCUCUUUCAAAAUUGGAACAAGAACUUCAAGACUAUAAACAAAUGUUUGAAAAUGAACAACAAUCUAGAGAGAAAAUUGAAUUGGAAGCUAUCGAUAUAAAAUCUCAUCAAUCAAGGGUAAAAGAACAAUUGAAUCAAGAGAAACAAGAACAAUUGGAAUUAAAGAAUCAAUACCAACAAGAGAAAUUAAUUUUAAAACAAACUAUCGAUUCAAUUCAAAAUGAUUAUCAUAAUGAAAAACAAAAAAGAGAACAAUUACAAUUAGAUUUAAAUAAAAAAUUACAAUUGCAAUUACAAGAUCAAUUAACUAUUAAACAACUUUCUGAACAAAUUGAAAAAAAUCAAUUUCAAACUUUAUAUCAAUCUUUAUUAUUAUUAAAUAAUUCAACAAUUCAACAACAACAACAACAGCAACAACAACAACAACAACAACAACAACAACAACAACAACAACAACAAAUUAAUAACAAUAAUAAUAAUGAGGAUAAUAGUGAUAUUAGUAGUUCAAAUUCUUCAAUUAAUAAUACGCCACCAACUAAUGAACAUACAAAUAUUGAAAAUAAUCAAAAUAAUAACAUUUUAUUGGAAUAUGAAAAUAAAUUAAAAGAUUAUGUUGAAGAUAUAAUAUUAAAAUCUCAAAAAAAUAAUGAAAUUUUAGAGAAAAUUGAACAAGAGAAAAAGAAAUUACAAUUUGAAAAACAACAAUUUGAAAAAGAAAAAUUAAAUAAUGGUGUAAAUGGUAUUGUUGUUAUUGACAAUCACAGCAACGUCAGCAGUAGUAGCAGCAGCAGUAGUAGCAGUAAUAAACAAAAUGAAGAGUUCAAUUUGGUUAAAUCUGCUUUAGAUGCAAAGAUUGAUGAUUUAUUAAAACAAUUGGAAGUUGAAAGAAAGAAUAGAUUAAAAUUAGAAGAACAAUUACAACAUAAUCACCAAUCUUCUAUGAGUAAUUAUGGUUUAUCACCUGCAAAAUUCUCUUCAUUCUUUAAAUCAAAUAAACAUGAACAAGCAGCAGCAACAACAAAUAAUAAUAAUAAUAAUAAUAAUAAUAAUAAUAAUAAUAAUAAUAAUAAUAAUAAUAAUAAUAAUAAUAAUAAUAAUAAUAAUAAUAAUAAUAAUAAUAAUAACAAUAAUAAUUCAAAUGGUUCAUCACCACCUUCCUCAAUAAGUUUACAAUCACCAACACCAGAAAGUAAUGAUACACAGUCAAAUGUUUUAUCAAAUCCAAUUUCAAUUUCAGAUAAUAGUAAUAUUACUACCACAACUGAAAAUAAUCAACCAAUCAUUUCUGAUACUCAAAGAAAAGAUAAAUUAUUCCAACUUUAUCAAUCAUUAUUAGUUGAAUGUAAUACUUUAUUAUAUUCAAAACAAGAUCAAGUGGCUGAUUUGGAAAAAGGUGGAUUUAUUAAAAAGUUUCAAGUUAGUACAAUUAAAUCAUCAAUAACAAGAAUUGAGCCUAUUCAAAAUAAAAUUAAAAAAGAAUUAAAAAUUAUUGAUGCAUCUACUUCAAUAACUAUUUCAGAAGAAAAUGAUAAAAAAGCGUUAUAUAAAAUAUUAAAGCAAGAUUUAGAUGAUGAAAUUUAA
Molecule: messenger RNA, 2268 nt
Organism: Dictyostelium discoideum AX4
Lineage: Eukaryota; Evosea; Eumycetozoa; Dictyosteliales; Dictyosteliaceae
Exons: 3
Coding region: 1-2268 (755 amino acids)
Biological process (GO): chromatin remodeling
Source: RefSeq, a predicted model, not a curated record